Messenger RNA from Centruroides sculpturatus (bark scorpion), 6117 nucleotides. RefSeq lists its product as uncharacterized. Gene Ontology annotation, molecular function: guanyl-nucleotide exchange factor activity. The record is from RefSeq and is a predicted model, not a curated record. Lineage: Eukaryota; Metazoa; Arthropoda; Arachnida; Scorpiones; Buthidae.
AAAUGUCGAUACUUCCCAAAAUUGUCACAUUCUAAAUUGAGCGCGCGAGACUCAUCGUCCAUAUUUAUUCUGAAAGACGAACUGCACGUCACGUGACGGGCGAGAACCACGUGACUUAUGAGGUUUCAUCCGCUUUUCGGUGGCGAUGGCGUCGGCUGUCUGGACCUUCUUCAAUCGUCUGUGCCGGAAACCGAUUGUUAAGACACCUGCCGAAGCCGACCAAUCAGAGAAAGAGAAUUACUCGUCAGUUAUCUCGAACGUUUUACAUCCUGUAAGAAGGGGUGAGGAGUUAAAACGUAAAUUUCUGUCCGUCGAAUGCGGUUUUGGUUUUUACAGGAGGCAAAAGACCACGCUGUAUUAUACUUCGGAUUACCGACAGAGUCGUACCGUGCUGUACACUACCCUAUGGUCGAUAUGCGACAACAGCAUCACUAGAUACAUGAGAACGUUGGAUAUACAUCGCAAUGUGGGGAAAGUGAACGAUGAAUGCGGGUUGAAACGUAAAAUCGGGGAGAAGAGUAGACAGGAAGUAAACAGAUUUCAAUCUGUCGAUAAUGGAAGGGGUGCAAACCGAAUGAGAAUGGAGGCACGUCUCUAUUAUGGGAUUUCACACGAUGUUUCUACUCUAGCAGAACAAUACCUCGGUAGUAUUUAUCAACCGUUUCGUUCUGUUAGAAAGCAGCUAGUGAAGCAGUGUAGGGACAUGCUGCUGGUACACUACAAUGGUAACCACAAGAGAUUUAUGGAAAGUUUCUUAAGACCAGCAUCCGAACUGCUGAUUAAAUUUAAAAAUAAGGUAAGUUGGCCACUGUGCCACGCAAAACGAGUGGUGGUGCAACUAGGGGAGCUCGAUGAUCACGUGCUGAAACCCGGAGACUUUUAUCUGUGCGUGCACCGGGUUGGGCGCUCGAUCCUACUCAGCGCUCAGUACAAGACGGAGACGCACGUGGGCAGAAUUGGCAUCCAUGCACCCCUGUUUCCCAUGGAGUGGCUUUCAGACCAACAGUUGACGUCCGUCCUGCGCUGUCUUCUGGUCUCUGCGGAGAAGGGCGUCGAACGUCUGAAGUGGCAUCCGGCCGAAACGCCUUGGCAUCGUAUACGAGCCACUAUGGUAGAAGCUCAGGUUCGUGAAUGCGGGGAGGAGAAGCAAAGGAUACUUGCACCCCUAGCCAGGCCGGAAGAGUUCAACCUAGAAGCGGAUGUGGGUGACUCGGACAACAUCUGGAACAAAAUUGCCAGCGCCGAAAGUGCAGACGACGGAUUCUGUGACAAUAACGAUUGCUCAUCACCCUCGCUUAGCGACCUGGAUCAAGAGUUAUUGCAUUCUCGCCUCGUGCUGCUACCAGGUUGCCGCGACACUUCGGGGAGAAGUGUUGUAGUUAUCUUCAUCUCCAAGUUGAAAGGCACCUCACCCCGUCGCCUGGCUCAACUUCUCAUGUACUUCUAUGGCAUACCCAAGAGGGACGACGUAUCUGAUGGAUUCUUGGUGUUAGUUGACGGUAGAGAAGCGACUGAAGCUCACUGGCCUCUGUUAGACGAGGCAUUCUCCAUUUUGGAGAGUAACGUAAGUCACGUAAGUCGCUCCGUGUACAGAGUCUUGCUGUGGAAGUGCCAUUUUCAAGAGCCCUUCCCUACAAGUGGGGUGAAGUUCGAGUCAGUAUGGAAGGAAGAUAAGUUGGAGAUAUAUGUCAAGAAGGACCAGCUCCUUCAAGAAUUUGGGGGUUCCUACGUUUACGAUCACUUAGAAUGGAUUGGAUUUUUUAAGUUCUUCGAACCCUUCCUCAACGGAUGCCGCUUCUCGGGCCAUUAUCUUGUGACUAUGCUGCAAGAGUUGGGAGUUAAUCUGUCUUCGGGAUUGUCAGGAAAUCUUGUCGACCAACACAGAAAUCGCAUCAAUCAAACUUUUCAAGACGAGCAACUACGCCACUUAGAGGAUGAGGGGGAGACCAUUUUGGCAGAGCUCAAAUCCUAUGGGAUUAGUUCACCCAAUAAUGUCGACUACAGGGAUAAUUUGGAAAAGUGCUCAUCUUUGUAUCAAGAAAUAAAGAAAACCAUGAGGAAAUUUUCUAAAUUGGCAGAUCGCAGACUGAAGAAGUUGGAAGAAUUCAUCCGUUACAGAAGCUUUCACGAGGAAUCUAGUCAAGUAUUAUCGUGGCUUUGCAAGAAGGGGGAAGAAUCACUCAACCAAUACCAAAAACUCUCCGAUUCACUUUCAGCCAUAAGGAAUCGAGAAGAGGAGUUCGAAGAGUUCUAUUUCUUUGCCAUGCGUCAGAUACGAAGGGGUAACGACCUGCUAAAAGAGGCGACAGUGAUGGCCAAAGGGACACCCACAUCGAGCUUGAAAGAUGAUGGAGGCGAUAUUGAAGAAGUGGCAAUGUCGCUCAGACAACACCUGGACAACUUUAACGAGAGGUUAGAAGACACAAGAGAGAGGUUCGAAGAAACUGCAAAAUGUUACCACCUAUUAGAUAAGUGUUACGAAUGGGCACUCGAAACCAUGAAGUACGUGUCUGUUAUGAAAAUGGACACGCUAUCCACACCGGAUUAUCUGGAGAAGUUGGUGAAGAAUUUGGAAGAUUAUGUAAAUAAUCAUCCACCCGUUAAUGAUGAGGUGUUCGAAGAAAUGAGUGCCAUCGCCAAGAAUCUUCACAACGAACGUUUAUUGGAACAAUGCAAGACAGCACGGUCGAGAUGUCAAGUGACGACAGAACUGGUGAAAACACGACGAGAGAUGUUACUAAAAGCUAAACACCAGCUUGAAAGCGAGAUGAAAGGGAAGGAAACACCGAAGUACAGACACAAAUCUUGUACACAGAAUCCUUGGGGUACGCAAUCGAAUGUCACGUGUUUGCAAUCCCUAUCCAGUUCUCAGCUGUAUCAAAGACAUUCCAUAGCUACAGGCUCGCCAUUUGGACUGUAUUUAUCAUACACUAACGGGAUGUAUCCCAGACUCAACCAGGAUGUAGAGUUGAACUGGUACCUGCAACAGAAAGAAGAGCAGUUUCUUAAUCAAGGGCUCAUCACAGAAGACCUGACGACACAGGGUCCGGUUGCUUCUAUACCAACUUCCGUUCUAGAGGCAAGAGUGGGGCAACACAGCACGACACCUACAAGCAUUAAAUGCAGGCAGUUGGAAGAUAAAAUCAACAAUAAUAGCAUUCAAGAACAAGAGAAGAAGCACAACCCCUCGCAAGUAUGGCAGUUCUGUGAAGAGGAACUCGAAAAAGUCACCGAAGAGGUGAGAGUGCAGAACAAAAGACUUCAGAAAGAUAAAAACCAAGAGGAAGCAAUCGAUAACAGGUACAGCCCGGAAAAUAGAAAAGUAAUCAAUUAUCCGGAACAGCGUCACUCCAGUCCGGUUUUCAGUCCCGUACCUGUAAAUAGUCACCUGACACGACCUUCCAGUUUAGACCUUUCUGAAAUAUCCAGUGCAGAAGACAAGGGGAAAUCGAAAAAAACUCUGAUGCUGAUUAUGAGGGAGAUGAUACAGACGGAGAGAGACUACGUUAAAUCUUUAGAAUACAUCAUCGAGAAUUAUGUUCCGGAACUUCUGCGAGAAGAUAUUCCUCAAGCUCUUAGAGGUCAAAGGAACGGUAUAUUUGGCAACAUAGAGAAAAUCUAUGAAUUUCACAGACAAUACUUCCUCCAGGAAAUAGAGACUUGUGAAAGCCAUCCAUUUACUGUUGGACAAUGCUUCUUAAAAUAUGAAUCGCAAUUUUAUUUAUAUGCUCUUUACAAUAAAAACAAACCAAAGUCAGAUGGACUGAUGAUGGAAUACGGCACAACAUUUUUCAGGGAAAAGCAACUUGAACUUAGCGACAAAAUGGAUUUAGCCAGUUAUCUGUUGAAACCCGUACAAAGAAUGGGAAAAUAUGCUCUUCUUCUUAAGCAGUUGUUGAAAGAAUGCCCGGAAAGAGAUUCCGAUCACCAUGAUCUUAAGGCUGCGGAAGAAAUGGUUCGUUUUCAAUUAAGACACGGAAAUGACCUACUCGCCAUGGAUGCGUUGAGAGAAUGCGACGUUAAUGUGAAAGAACAAGGAAGACUUCUACGACAGGAAGAAUUUUUAGUAUGGCAGGGUAGAUCGAAAAAGUCCUUCCGUCAUCUUUUUUUAUUCGAAGACUUAAUUUUAUUCAGUAAAGCCAGGAGAGAUCCCGAAAGAAAGGGAUUCGAUGUCUACCAGUAUAAACAUAGCAUUAAGACAACUGACAUAGGUCUAACGGAACAAAUCGGAGAGAGCCCUACGAAAUUUGAAAUUUGGUUCAGGAAGAGGAAAUUGCAAGAUACUUAUGUCUUACAGGCUCCAAACGCAGAAAUCAAACAUCUUUGGGUGCAAGAGAUAUCUAAAUUGUUAUGGAAGCAGGCGCUUAGAAAUCGAGAGAUGCGCCUAGCCGAAAUGUCAUCUAUGGGCAUUGGAAGAAAACCAUGUUUAGAUAUUAGACCAAAUGAAGAUCAGAUAAAUGAUAGAUUUGUUAAUCUUCAUCAUCAGUUAAAUAGGGGUUCGUAUUAUCGAGGCAGUACUGGAAUGUCAUCGUUUGAACAAAUGCGCAACAAACGUCCACAUUCUAUAAUAUCUAUUAGUUCUUCUUCGUCUUCGGGAAGUAGUCAUUCCUCUUUUAGUUUAUGUACUAAUGUCAAUCUAGGAGUCGAGUCCAGUGACAGUCCCCACAGGGGAUGUAGAUCCGUGACGCAACAAUCGCAAUGUUCGACGGAGAGCGGCUUUUGCACGGAUACCAGCAUCGUGGGGGACGGAGUGACCGAUUUAGAUCAAUCCAGUAUGCUGUCUAAACCUGAACGUAGUGAUAGUUUAUUAUCUCAAGACUUACCGUCAUCUAAUUUCCUCUCUCUUAAUGAAGAACCCGAUGAGGAGUCAGUGUCAACACCAAUGUGACUUAAACCACUAACAACUCAUAAAUGUAUCCACUUCAUAGUAUAAGUCUACCUCAUCUGCGGAGAAGUGCCUCCAGUUCUGAUUUAAACUUCCAAGUUAAAGAACGGAAGAGAAAAUUGCAGACCGCACGCCAAAGGAACGAAACGUCGCUCCUUUAUACGAAGCAAAACACGCAAAGCAUUGCUUUGUUUCCGGAAAGAUAAGAGUAAAAGCACAAUAUUUGUGCUAGUUUUAUGUACUUUUAAAUGAUAAAACUAUGUUUUUCAUUUAAAUUUUUUUGUGUGUACCAUAACUAUAUUUAAUUUUUACACCAAACUUACAUAACAUAUCUUUAAUACUUUGUUACAAUUAAAAUCAAAUUUUGUUGUUUGUUGUAAUAAUAAUAAUUAUUAUUUUUUAAUAAUAUAUUGCUUUCAGAAGUUAUUAUAUGUUCCAUAACAGUAAUAAUAAUAAUUAAUAUAUACAUAUAUAUAUUAAAAUCAACUAUUAAUUUAGUUAUAACUAUAUUAAGUGAACAGUUAUGUACUUAUAUAAACUUUUCUAUUGAUUUUGUAAACAUAGCAUUCCAUAAUUUGGUGAAGUGCCUGAAAUCCUCUUGUCAUCUGCUCAGUUUUAAGUCAUUUUAUAUCCAUUUUUUAUUAAUAUUAUACAAUUUACAAAAGGAAAAUGUUAAACAAUUGAAGUAUUUAUUGAUUUUUUUUACUCAUUUAUCCGAUUGUUCAGUUUUUUGAGCAAAAAUUGGACAAUACCAAAGCCAGUUACUGAGAAAUUCGGAUUUCGGGUCAUUCGCCAUCCAAAACUCCAUCCAUUAUCAAUUGCUAGAAUUAAAUUAUGUCAUUCAAAUAGAUAAAUGAGGCAUAAUAAUGCUAUAUUUAAAAUUAUCCAACCAUUACAAUGUCUCAAACUAUGUUAAUUAAACCAAAAACUAGCCAGAUAAUCAAAAUUUACUUCUACCAAUCCACAUUAGAAUUGAAAAUGGUAAUCUCUACAGUCUCUUGAUAUAUCCAGAACAGUAUUUAUCAUCCUUUAAGCAAUAACAGAUCAUCUCACUCAAUAGAACCAUUGUUAAAAACCAGAAAUUUACCUUAAAUUCCUAGUCUUUAAGAUCGACAGUCAUCCACUUGUUAUUUAUCAAACGACAAAUCAUUUUGCGUAGAAUUGUAAUGUGAUAUUGAAGUCCACAUCAAUUGCCUAAGUAGCUCGCCUUCUUUAAAGUAAUAUUUAUGAAA